This is a messenger RNA of Canis lupus familiaris (dog), 1406 nucleotides long. RefSeq names its product protein FAM156A/FAM156B-like. Bases 30 to 692 code for a protein of 220 amino acids. Lineage: Eukaryota; Metazoa; Chordata; Mammalia; Carnivora; Canidae. The record is from RefSeq and is a predicted model, not a curated record. The transcript has 2 exons.
UAUUCUCAGAAGUGGAAUGUCUGCAUCAUAUGACCCAAGGGCCAGGUGGAGCUAUGAGCACCAACUACACCUCCAUGGAUCCACUCCAGAAGUGUAACCCAACACUGAUUUCGGAAUCUUCCCCAGUGAUCUCUGAAGAGACUUCCCGGGAAGUCACAGCAGCCUCCCCUCCUUCCUUCUCAGAACUGCUGAUGAUGGGCCUCGGGGACCUCAAAAGCAGUCCUGGCCCCAAAUACCCUGCCCCUCUGCCAGAGGGGCUGCUCCAGCAGCAGUACAGGGAUGACAAGACCCUACAGGAGAGGCGCUGGGAAAGGUCAGCAUCCCCUCAGAGGAAGAGAACACUUCUGGGGCACAUGAGACGGCGACACCUUGAUCACGUGGCACCUUAUCGGGUUGAAAGAAAUGCCAGGAUCUCUUCAUCAGGUGAUAGAGAUCAGAACGGAUUCCGAUGUGAAUGUCGAUACUGCCAGAGCCAUAGGCCCAAUGUCUCUGGGAUGCCUGCAGAGAGGAAAGGGGCCCCACAUCCUUCCUCCUGGGAAACGCUGGUGCAGGGCCUCAGCGGCUUGACCCUCAGCCUGGGGACCAACCGGCCUGGCCUUCUGCCUGAAGGGGUGCUCCAACAGCAGGAGAGAGGGAGAAGCUCCAACUGGAGAUGCAGCAGGAAAGCAAAAGAAUGUUUCAGAGGCUCCUAAAACAGUGGUUGAAGGAAAACUGAGGCUCUCAUCCUCAUGUAGCAGAGAUCUGAGUGGAUUUGGACAUGGUUGCCGGUGUUGCCAGAUCCUGAGCCCGGAUUCCUGUUGGGGACCAAACAGGAAGCAAUCAGAGAAGGUAGAGAAAUAAGAGCAGUGUGAGGACUGAAAACUCUGUCAGUGUGAGCAUGGAUCCAAUCCCAGGAAGGUCUUACUUUUUCCUGCCUGGAGUUUCUGGAUCACCGUGGGGCUUUCUAUGGAACACUGCAUACCAGAGGUCCUUAACUUCUGUAUUAUGGCUCCCAUGAUGCAUGUUGUCACUUUCCCACCCCAGAUCUCUGUCUCUCCUCCCUGCCUUGUUGUCAAUAAGAUACCAGGUUUCUCUGUAGCAUGAAUGCCCUGUUGAUGGCCAUGUGCUUUUGUGCCAUUUCACUGACUGCCUCCCAGAAGCAACACUAGUUCUGCCGGAAUGCAGCGUGUGCUCAACUGAGAUCCACUUCCAAGAAUCUGAUGCUAAACAACGUGCAGAAAGGGACGCGGGACUGGAACGUGGUGUUUCACCAUUGUGUUAUCUGUGUAAGCCAUUAUGAAUAUGCUGAGCUAACUGUAGAUCAGUGUUUCCCUGCUUUGUAACAUUGAUUGUAUUCUCCUUGGCGGAGUUUCUGAUGGGUUACCUCAUUGUGCAUACCUAAUAAAUAUACAUAAGAAAGGAAAAUA